Messenger RNA from Striga hermonthica, 1779 nucleotides. NCBI's taxonomy places the organism in Eukaryota, Viridiplantae, Streptophyta, Magnoliopsida, Lamiales, Orobanchaceae. The record is from the annotation of a GenBank genome assembly.
AUGUUUCGGACUAGAAUCUGGCUUCAAAUCCAUAAUAGGAAGGAUCGUUCCGCCAAGAAAUCAAGAUCAAGGCCCACAAAUGAUCUGAAGAAUAUUAAGGUACAGCCAACAGGUACUGAUUGCGGCGGUGAUAGAGGAGGUGGUGAUAGAGGAGAUUCGUCGAAACGAAGAAUUGGGUUACCGGGCAUUAACUCAAAUCAUGAUAUAGUUAGGAAGAGGAGAAAGACCAGUGAAAUUAAUGGGUCCCGUGAUACAAAUGUGGAUCGGAUUUCUGAAUUGCCUGAACCAAUCAUCCAUCAUAUUUUUACCUGCCUAAAAUGCUCGAAAGACGUGGCCCGGACUAGCAUCCUCUCAAAGAAGUGGAGAAACACUUUCAGCUCAUACUUGAAUUUUGAUUUUGAUGAGAGAUGGUUUCGUGCGCCAAAGGCAGUUGGAAAGCGCACGAGGAAGGCUCGAGAGUUGCAGAAAGAAAAGUUCAAGUGUUAUGUGAACCGUUCAAUAGCAACAAGGCUCGAGCCAGUUCCUUCCAUAGACAAGUUCAGGCUGUAUGUGAAUAACAUGGAUAUCCGAUUGAAAGAAUGCAUGGAGAAAUGGGUUUGUGAUGCUGUGGACAAAAACGUGAAAGAGCUGGAUAUUCAGCUGAACGGAAAACAUUUUACAUACGGAAAGAAUUUUAUCUUGCCAAGGGUUGUGCUUUUGUCUACAUCAAUAGCUUCUCUAAAGCUGUCGGGCUACAUAUUAUUCGGGUUUACUCCCAUAUGCAUGUCUAAUUUAAGAGAGCUUUCUAUAAAAGAUACCCUGAUGAUAAAUAAGGCCGUGAUCACCAAAUUUGAGAAGUGUUGCCCUUUGAUUGAAGUUUUGAGGCUGGUUCACUGUAGGGGCAUAUUUGAUAUAUCCAUCCCAUCUCUCAAGAAGCUAAGGAGGGUAGAGGUGCAUGAGUGUCACAAGGUUUCUUAUAUUGAGAUUGCAUCGCCAAAACUUGAGAGCUUUUCGUUUCAUGCAGAGAAAAAUCAGGAGUGCAAAAUCAACCUGGAGAUUUUGGGGAGUUUGAAAAAUUUGACGUUGAAGGACUAUAGAAUGACGGAGACUGGUCUUCAGGGUUUCCUCUCCAAAACCCCAGUGCUCGAGAAAUUGGUGCUUUUUAAAUGUGCUAAACUCAGGAGACUCACAAUUUUAAGUGACAGAUUAAGGAGCUUAGCCUUGUUUAAUUGUUACAAGUUACAAGAAUUGAAUAUUGAUGCACCGAAUUUGUCUUCCCUCCAGUACAGCGGCCACAGGGUGCCUUUCUCGUCCAUGAAUAUUCCGGGACUUCGUGAAGCAAAAUUUUCUUUUGGUCCUGCUACGAGGACAAAUCAGCAUCUCGUCGAGUAUCAGAGGCAUUUCAUGGACUUUGAUCGCUCCAAGGGUUUUAAAUUGAUUGUACACUCCAAGCAGAGUAUGACGAUUUAUGAGGACCCAAGAGAAGCACUCGAAGCUCAAAACUUUUUCUGCAAUUUAGAACUCACUACAUCUCUGAGAAGAGUUACGAAAAUUGUUGAUGACUGGUUGCGAGAAUCCCAUGGUAGGUGUAUUGUGCUAGUAUCCGCUAGCAGCGAACUGAUACAGCUAACACAGAAGAUUAUUAUGGGCACAGAAGAUAAUCCAACCUGCUGCAGAUUCCAUUCAAACAAAUGCUGGCGACAUUACAUAGAAGAUGUCACAACUCGAAAUCUCGCCUGCAGUGACAGGAUUUAUUACGACUUUAAAUGGAAAAUUAGACAUCGCUCAUCAGAGCCGUGA